CAACUCUCAUCUCAUCUCCAGCCCGGGCCUCCCUGCACCAGCCUCUCUCGGGAGGUCUCUCUGUACUCGUCGGCACCUCCUCUGCUUCUCUCCCGCCUCUCCGUAUUUCUGCUUUUCACCCUUCCUCUCUCCCGCCCCACCGACCGAAGCCGAGGUGAGCGAGAGGAGCGCAAGCAGCGCAAAAACUCGGGCGAAGGCGGUGCAAGAACGGGAAGAGCCAUCACUAGAGCCCACGGUGCGUUCUGCUUGCUUCCCUUGGGACCCAUGCUGCUUAGGCCCAGGGAGUCGCGGACCCGGACGUUUCCUGGGAUGCUGGGUCUGGCGCCUGCGAGAGGCAGGACGCGGCGAUGGCCAUUCCCCUGCGCUUCCGGCUUCGGAAUCACUCAAUGCGUGGGUUUCAACCGUAGCCAGCAAGAUGCGCCUCUCCUGUUUUCCGAGGCUUUGGAGCCUGCACAAUUGUUCUACAAAAGGUGGUGGCUCCGCCUAACGUUGGAUAGGCGCUUGCUCUGCAUGGUAAUACCAGAGAAAGAGUUGGCUGUCCGUGUGUCGCAGUCCGGUGGUGUGCUUGCUUCCAAGUCUAGAGGUGGGUGGUUCAAGCCCGUUCUAUGGAGCAUUUCUUGCAUUUUAAAAAUGUUUAAACCGCUGGUAACUUUCUUGUAUCCAGCACAUGCUCUCAUGGAAAGGCAGAGCGACAGAGCAAGACCAACUUUACCCUCUUCUCCUCCGUGUCUCGCGUACCACAUGAGGACAGAAAUCAAGGUCCGCUAGGAUUCUGGAAACUCUCUCUCUCUCUCUCUCUCGCUCUC
Messenger RNA from Macaca mulatta (Rhesus monkey), 806 nucleotides. Lineage: Eukaryota; Metazoa; Chordata; Mammalia; Primates; Cercopithecidae. The record is from RefSeq and is a predicted model, not a curated record.